Molecule: messenger RNA, 1439 nt
Organism: Sorghum bicolor (sorghum)
Lineage: Eukaryota; Viridiplantae; Streptophyta; Magnoliopsida; Poales; Poaceae
Product: ribonuclease 3-like protein 3
Exons: 3
Coding region: 308-1183 (291 amino acids)
Biological process (GO): siRNA processing
Cellular component (GO): cytoplasm; nucleus
Molecular function (GO): RNA binding; ribonuclease III activity
Source: RefSeq, a predicted model, not a curated record
CGGUGAAACACGCUCCAAAAGCCGUGGCUUCCGCGCACGCGGCACCUUCAGGCCGGGCAUUAACCGCUUCCUCUCUCCCCAACGCCCGGUUCCUUCCGCCCUUGGCUUUCCCAGCUGACCCCAACCGACCGACCCAUCUCCUAAAUCCAAACCCACGUCGCGUGCGGCCGCCGCACUCCCUUUUCCCUUCUCAUAAACCCCCAUCUCCCGAUCGGCGUAUGGCCACAGCGCCCGCGCCGCCCUCCGCCGCCGAGGAGACGACGACGACGAGCAGGAGCAGGAGCAGCCAUCACCACCACCAACACCAAUGACGCCGCACGUGCCGAGGGAGAGCCGGCAUCGGCACGCGCCGCCCGGGGAGGUCCCGCCGAUGAGCGCCGAGGACGUGGCCGCCAUCGAGGCCGUCCUCGGCUACGAGUUCGCCGACAAGUCCCUCGUCGAGCUCGCGCUCACGCACGGCUCCUUCUACUUCCCCUACCGCCCCGGGGACACCUACGAGCGCCUCGAGUACCUCGGCGACGGCGUCCUCACCUGCCUCAUGUCGCGGGAGGUCUUCCGCAACUACCGCACCCUCCCGCCGGGCCCGCUCACCAGGCUCCGCGCCGCCAACGUCGACACCGAGAAGCUCGCGCGCGUCGCCGUCGACCGCGGCCUCCACCGCUUCCUCCGCCACAAGGCACCCAAACUACAAGACCAGAUCUGUCUUUUCAUAGAAGAAAUGCGCAAAUAUCCAGUUCAUUCAAAUGGACUAUUGGAUCCUCCUAAAGUUCUUUGUGACAUUGUGGAAUCUCUUAUUGGUGCCAUAUACUGGGACUCCGACUUCAACCAGGAGGAGGUUUGGCGGGUCUUUCGAACUUUGGCUGAUCCACUUAUUGGCUUAGAGACAUUAGGCAAGCACCCAGUAACCGAGCUUUUUGAGUUUUGCCAAAAGACUCGCCGAGGGGUGAAAUUUGUGAAAGAUGAAUGGGAUAAGAGUUUGAAGGUUGAGGUGUUGAUUGAUGGUGAGCUAGUUGCAAGUGCUACUUAUGGUCCAAAGAAGGAGAUAGCUCAGAACCGUGCUGCCAAGGCUGCUCUGGAUAAGCUAAAGGAAACACUUGGACAGACCCAAAGUGAAUCAGCAUCAGCAGAUGUUUCUGACGCAUUGGACGAACUAGAGAUAGCUGGAACACUAAAAUGUCAGUGACAUACAGAUGCAUCACAUCAUAGGUGUAAUGAAUGACAUGUUCUGUCAUGUGCUUCUAUGCUUCACCAUUUUAACAAUCAAGUCCUAGUGAAAUGGUGAAGCAUAGAAACACUAGGUUGGUCCAUUGUCAUUGAAUUUCUAUGUUGCUAUGUAAUUAUCGAUAUUUAAACACUGUCAUUACCAGUAAUUUAGGUGACAUGGUACUAAGAUAUUGUUCAAUCGAUUUAAUUUCAAGCUCGACCUUGAAUUUUUGAAG